Messenger RNA from Fonsecaea nubica, 1698 nucleotides. RefSeq lists its product as hypothetical. The record is from RefSeq and is a predicted model, not a curated record. NCBI's taxonomy places the organism in Eukaryota, Fungi, Ascomycota, Eurotiomycetes, Chaetothyriales, Herpotrichiellaceae. The transcript has 2 exons. The coding region runs from base 1 to 1698 and encodes 565 amino acids. Gene Ontology annotation, molecular function: L-2-aminoadipate:2-oxoglutarate transaminase activity; aromatic-amino-acid:2-oxoglutarate transaminase activity; pyridoxal phosphate binding. Gene Ontology annotation, biological process: L-tyrosine biosynthetic process; aromatic amino acid catabolic process.
AUGGCGCCUCACGCUGAACCCGAGGCGGUAACGGAUACUUCGUCCUUCGUGUUGGCAGACCCUGUGCUCGCCAACGGGGAUACACACUCGGUCUUCACCGUCGACCAUGUCUUACCUCAUCGCCAGAAAACAGGGCCGCCCCCGACGACGGUGGCUGCCUUCUCGAGUGCGGACAUGUUCAAGAGUAAAGGAUGCUUCAGAAAACCAGAGGCUAAACGGUGGGAUCAUCGUCUCUCAGUAGAGAGCAAGGCUCGACAAGCUUCGUCGUUGAAGGGGGCGAUGAAGUAUUUCCGAGCAGAUACUAUCAGCCUCUGUGGCGGGCUACCGUCGAGCGACUAUUUCCCUUUCGAGGAGCUCAGUGCAAAACUCCCCGUCUCACCUGAAUUCUCAGAAGCGGAAACACACGAGUCCGGCCGGGUGUUUUCGACAGGCAAGCAUGACGCUCGGGAUGGCAAGUCGCUCCUCGAUCUAUCGAUUGCCCUCAACUAUGGCCAGUCGAUGGGUCCUGGGGCACUGAUCCGCUUCCUCACCGAACACACGGAAAUCGUCCACAACCCGCCGUACUCGGAUUGGGACAUCUGCAUGACCGCCGGCAGCACUUCGGCGUUGGAAAUGGCGCUCCGCAUGUUUUCUGAGAGGGGACACUACGUGAUCACCGAGGAGUAUACGUUCAGCACCGCCAUUGAGACGGUCGCUCCCUUGGGAUGCAAAAUGCUCGGCAUUAAGAUGGAUGCCGACGGAAUGCUUCCUGCGGAAUUGGACGACGUCCUGUCCACCUGGGAUGAGAGUGUAAGGAAAGCGCCGAAGCCGUUUCUCGUGUACACGGUGCCAACGGGGCAAAACCCGACGGCGAGUACGCAGUCGCUCGAGCGCCGAAAACAAAUCUACGCGGUGGCCGAAAAACACGACCUGUACAUCCUCGAAGACGAGCCUUACUACUUUCUCCAGAUGGAACCAUUUGUUUCUGGCCAGACGCACGAGGUUCCCAAACCUUUCAAGCCGGCGCCUGUGGCGGAAUUUUUGAAGAACCUCGUCCCUUCGUACCUGUCGCUCGACACGUCGGGCCGGGUGCUCCGCCUCGAUUCCUUCUCCAAGAUUAUCGCCCCAGGCAGUCGCUGCGGCUGGGUCACGGGGUCGAAGCAGGUGAUUGAGCGCUUCAUCCGGCACAACGAGGUCAGCGCGCAGAAUCCCGCGGGUUUCGCCAUGGUCCACCUGUACAACCUGCUCGAGGAGAACUGGGGCCACCAGGGGUUUUUGGAGUGGCUCAUGUUCAUCCGCGCCGAGUACACGCGGCGCCGGGACAUUAUCGUGAACGCCUGCGAACGGCACCUCCCCGCGCAGAUCUGCAGCUGGGUGGCCCCCAAGGCGGGCAUGUUCCACUGGAUCAACGUCGACGUCACCAAACACCCGCUGUACAAGGCGCGAUGUACGUCCGGGGGCCACGUCGACUACGCGACGCUGUUGGAGAUCGAGGACUCCGUCUUCCUCGCCGCGGCCGAGCAGUCGGUCCUUAUCGCCAAGGGGUCGUGGUUCCGAGCCCAGCGGGGCAGCGACACCCAGUUGUUCUGUCGCACGACGUUUGCGGCCGCCCCGGCCGAGAAGAUUGUCGAAGCCAUCAGCAGGGUCGGCGCCGCGCUCAGGAAGGAAUUCGAACUGGACGAACCCGAAGGGGGCGAGCGCAACGGUCAUGCGAGGUGA